Messenger RNA from Lineus longissimus, 2679 nucleotides. RefSeq lists its product as uncharacterized. The record is from RefSeq and is a predicted model, not a curated record. Gene Ontology annotation, molecular function: copper ion binding; oxidoreductase activity. The coding region runs from base 102 to 2042 and encodes 646 amino acids. The transcript has 2 exons. Lineage: Eukaryota; Metazoa; Nemertea; Pilidiophora; Heteronemertea; Lineidae.
UUCUGAUAUCGAGGGUUAUUUGACUGGAUUUAAACACGGACUGUUGAGAAGUCCGUGACACUCGAAGCUGACAAGGAAAACAUACCCUUAUUGGUUUACGAAUGACAAUGGCGCUGUACCUCCUAUUCCUGAGCCUCCUGCUUCUGGCCUUCACCACCGCCGGAGGAACAUGUACUGAAAAAGACACACGUUGCGAAUUCUGGUUGGUAGUCGAGAGGAAAAUGACCAUGAUCAGUCCCCAAGGAAACCAGCUUACCAAAGGGGACAAAGGUCAACUCUACUACGCUUCUGAUAACCCGCAGACGGCAGCCUCUGUUCCGGUGGAGGGGGUCAUCACUGCGGACGGAUACAUAGAAAAUAGGAUGGUUUACGUCGUAAAUGGAACUUUUCCUGGGCCUGAUAUCGUCGUCUUUGAGGGCCAGGAUGUUAUAGUGCACGUGCAAAACAAACUGGCAGCCGAACCGCUGACCAUCCACUGGCAUGGCAUUCACCAGAAAGGCACUCCAACCAGCGAUGGGGUUGACAUGCUCACGCAAUGGCCGAUUCUUCCCGAGAAUACGUACACAUACAAGUUCAAGGCGGAUCCCCCGGGCACCCACUGGUACCAUUCACACACUGAAUUCCAAAUUUCCAUGGGCGUCCAUGGCGCAUUCAUCGUAAAGAGAAAAGAAGAGUACCACAAAUCGGACGCUGAGCUGACCAUGUUUAUUUCCGAUUGGAAUCACUUCCAUACGACACGUGAUCUUUUCGCGAGGUGGACAUUUGGUUACUACGAAAAUGGCCAAAGCAUCCAUGCUCCACCAGGACUUGAUGGUUUUACAUACGGCCGCUUCAAGAUGCAUUCCGGUUUGUUAAACGGCAGAGGGCGCUACAUUGAUCCAGAAACUGGCAAAAACAAUGGAGCCCCGCUCUCUCGUUUCUAUGUCAAAAGUGGCGACGUCCUCCGCAUACGACUUGUCAACUCCGCCGGCAUGUUGCCUUUCCGUUUCGCAAUCGAAUCGCACAAGUUUAAAGUAAUCUCUAGCGAUGGAGCAGACAUGGAGGAGAUAGAAGUUGAUGGACUUUUCAUCUAUCCUGGCGAAACGUACGAUAUUUUGAUAACAGCUAACCAGGCCUCAGGAAGCUACAAAAUUGUCGGCAAGACCCUUCUUCUCCACGACGAUUUUCUAGCCGAAGGAGUGCUGCAAUAUUCUGACGCACAGGACAACUACGACCUCAAGGACGGUGACAUCUUAACAUGCAAUGCCGAAGCCCCUUGCACGUUUUUCAAUUGUCCGACGUCUGACGUCCGAGUUGCCUUCGAACAGUACUCUAAAUGCAUAAAUAUUGACGAAGCGAAAGGUAUACACGUACAGGACCACGUGUACGACCGUUCUGCCAGACCGAGGGAAAUCUUCCUUAACUUCGCCUAUCCAAGACCACCAAUGCAUACCCCACAGGCAUCGGUAAAUGCGAUCCGGUUCCACGCUCCAUCGUCGCCGGUCCUUCUUACGAAUGAAAUCGAACACCAAUGUCCGAAAGGUUGUGCCGAACACUUCUGCCAGUGCACCCACACUGUCGAAUUGAAGAAAGACGAGAUGAUCCAAAUGGUCCUCCUAAAUGCUGGCGCUGGUGCGGGAACUGUCCACAGCAUCCAUCUACAUGGACAUUACUUCCAUGUUUUGAAGAUGGGGUAUGGUGUCUAUAAUGCAACCACUGGAGCCUAUGUCUCAACUAGCGUAGACAUAGCAUGUGCGUCUAGCGAUCCCUACUGCACAAACGCAACCUGGGCUGAUCCAUCAUAUCGCCCAAAAUUGAGCGAGAUAGGGAAAUUCCGUGGACACGUGAAAAAGGAUACGAUUUUAGUACCCUCGGGCGGAUACGUUGUAACUAGAUUCAAGGCUGACAAUCCUGGGAUGUGGAUGAUGCAUUGCCACCAAGAGCUGCACCUUGCGGACGGGAUGGCAAUGGUGUUUGUUGAAGCAAAAGACGACAUCCCAGGAAUCCCCGCAGAGACUCCAUUUUUCAACUCCUACGGGAACUUCCGAAAUCACGCUGAAUAGAAGAGUCAUCUCAAGAUUAAAGCAUAUUGGGUGAUAUGAAUAAAGACUAGCAAAUGCUUUUAUCUACAACUCCAUGUACAUUUACACCAGACCUUUCUGUACAAAAUUGAAGUAAAAGCAUUUGCUAGACUUUAUUCAUAUCAGCCAAUACAGAGGGCGACCGAAAAUCCUUUCUUUUCAUAAAAUGCGUCUAUUAUAUUUAUUGCUAAAUAAAACUAAAGGUCCAUACCGUCAUAAAUUCGAAUGGCGAUGCCGCAAGUCAAACAGACUGGGUACUGUUGAUUAAACUAUAACUAUGUAUAGGUCUAACACAGGCAAAUGCACCCCAUACAGAGACACGUGCCAAGUCGAGCAUUGCGUUCCACAGACCAGUGCCUCCUGUCGUCGCAGAGAACUAAGACCAUAAGACAUGGAAAUCGAUAUUUUCAGCAGGUGGCACCUGGCCACUUGGCCGUAAGACAGUCUUCCAGUCUCCAUGUAUACAGGGCACUCAAAAACCUCUCUGAGAAUGCCCACCAUCACGCCAUACGGGUAAUUAAAUAGUCAAUUUUGCCUCUUUAUGGCACUCAGACUUGGGCCUAUUGGCCUGGUCACAUUAUAGGUUCAGUAUGUUUCAAAAUAUGAAUGGUUGAGGAUG